AUGGGAAAACUUGAUACAGUUACCGAUAAUAUUAAUUUUGCUGAAGAAGAAAAUAAAAUUCUUAAUAAUUGGAAUGAAAAUAAAAUUUUUGAAAGAUCAUUAAAACAAUCUGAGGGUCGACCACGAUAUACAUUUUACGAUGGACCACCAUUUGCAACUGGGUUACCACAUUAUGGUCAUAUUCUUGCUGGUACUAUUAAAGAUACAGUAACACGUUGGGCUCAUCAAAAUGGAUAUUAUGUUGAAAGAAGAUUUGGAUGGGAUACUCAUGGUCUUCCGGUUGAAUUUGAAGUUGACAAAACAAUUGGUAUUAAAGGUCCUGAUGAUGUUUUAAAAAUGGGAAUUGAUAAGUAUAAUGAAAAAUGCCGUUCUAUUGUUAUGAGAUAUUCAGAUGAAUGGAAAUCUACUAUACAAAGAAUGGGAAGAUGGAUUGACUUUGAUAAUGAUUACAAGACACUAUAUCCUUGGUUUAUGGAAUCAGUAUGGUGGGUUUUUUCAGAAUUAGUUAAAAAAGACCUAGUUUAUCGUGGUGUAAAAGUAAUGCCAUUUUCUACUGGAUGUUCAACACCAUUAUCUAAUUUUGAAGCAGGUCAAAAUUACAAAGAUGUUGUUGAUCCAGCUUGUUUUAUUGGAUUUCAACAGAAAGACAACAAAAAUAGAUAUUUUGUUGCUUGGACAACAACCCCUUGGACACUUCCUUCUAAUUUAGCAUUAUGUGUUCAUCCAGAUUUAGAUUAUCUUAUUGUUGUGGACAAAAGUACAGGAAAAGAAUUAAUACUUCUUGAAUGUAGAAUUAGUGAACUUUUUAAGAAACCUGACAUGUAUAAUGUUAUUGAAAAAGUAAAAGGAAAUGUAUUUAAAGAUAUGGAAUAUGAACCAUUAUUCCCAUAUUUUGCUCAUCUUAAAGAUAAAAUUCCAUGCUUUAAAGUACUUACAGGAACUUUUGUAACAACUGAUCAAGGUACUGGUGUUGUACAUCAAGCCCCUUAUUUUGGAGAAAUUGAUUAUGCUACUUGUCUUGAACAUAAAGUUAUUACCAAAGACAUGAAAAUUGUAUGUCCUGUUGAUCAGGAAGGAAAGUUUACCUCUGAAGUUACUGAUUUUGAAGGAAUGUAUGUUAAAGAUGCUGAUAAAGUUAUCAUGAAACAUUUAAAAGAUCGUGGUAAUCUUAUUAAACAAGAACAAUGUAAACACAGUUAUCCAUACUGUUGGAGAUCAGAAACACCUCUUUUAUAUAAAGCUGUUCCAUCAUGGUUUAUUAAAGUUGAGACACUUAUUCCUCAAUUAUUAGAAAAUAAUGAUAAAACUUAUUGGGUUCCAACAUUUGUUAAAGAGAAACGUUUUGCUAAUUGGCUUCGUGAUGCAAGAGAUUGGGCUGUUAGUAGAAAUAGAUUUUGGGGUACACCAAUAAAUUUGUGGGUUUCUGAUGAUUUUGAAGAAAUUGUUUGUCCUUCUUCUAUUAAAGAACUAGAAGAAUUAACAGGAACUAAAAUUACUGAUAUACAUAGAGAAAAUGUAGAUCAUUUAACUAUUCCUUCAAAACAAGGUAAAGGAGUACUUAGAAGAGUUUCUGAAGUUUUUGAUUGUUGGUUUGAGUCAGGUAGUAUGCCUUAUGCUCAACAACAUUAUCCAUUUGAAAGAAAAGAAAUUUUUGAUAAAAUAUUUCCUGCUGAUUUUAUUGCUGAAGGUAUUGACCAAACACGUGGAUGGUUUUAUACUCUUCUUGUCUUAUCAACAGCCUUAUUUAACAAACCACCAUUUAAGAAUCUUAUAUGUAAUGGUCUUAUUCUUGCAAGUGAUGGAAAUAAAAUGUCAAAAAGUAAGAAAAAUUUUCCAGAUCCAAUGCUUGUUGUUCAAAAGUAUGGUGCUGAUGCUUUAAGACUUUAUUUAAUAAAUUCACCCGUAGUAAGAGGUGAAAAUUUAAGAUUUAGAGAAGAGGGAGUUAAAGAUGUAUUAAAGGAUGUCUUUCUUCCAUGGUAUAAUGCUUAUAGAUUCUUUGUCCAAAGAACACAAUUAUUUGAACAUGACAUGAAUGAUGAAUUUAAAUUUGUUGAUAAUGUUGAAAAUGUUAUGGAUAAAUGGAUUCUUUCAUUUACAAAUUCUCUUGUUGCAUUUGUUAGAAAAGAAAUGUCAGAAUAUCAUUUAUAUGCUGUAGUAUCACCAUUAACAAAAUAUUUUGAUACUUUAACUAAUACAUACAUUCGUUUGAAUAGAAAACGUUUCCAAGGAGAUGACAAACAAGAUAGACUUGAAGCUUUAUCAACACUAGGAAAUGUUUUAUGCAUAAUUGUUAAAUUGAUGGCUCCAUUUACACCAUUCUUCUGUGACUUUUUAUGGAAAAAUUUAAAGAAAAUUUUAGAUGCACCAGAAGAGUCUGUUCAUUUUACUAUGAUUCCUGAAGAAAAUACAGGAGUAAUAUGUGAAAGUGUAGAAAGAAGAGUUUUUGCUAUGACAUCAGUUGUUGAUUUGGUAAGAAUUUUAAGAGAACGAAAAUCUAUUCCUGUAAAAUAUCCAUUAAAAGAAGUUAUUGUUAUCAAUCGUAGUGAACAAUUUUUGGAAGAUUUAAAAUCUUUAGAAUCAUACAUAUUGUUGGAAUGUAAUGUUAAACGUUUAACUGUUUCUCAAGAUAAAGAAAAAUAUGGUGUUAGUUUGAAGGCAGAACCAAACUUUAAAUUAUUAGGAGCAAAAUUAAGAGGAGAUCAGAAAAAAGUUGUUCAAUAUUUGAAAGAAGCAAGUGAUGAAGUAUUAACAGAAUUUCUUUCAAAGGGUGUUAUGACAGUUUAUGGUUAUGAAAUAACAUCAGAAGAAGUAUCAAUAAAAUAUACUUUUGAUGGAACAAAAGCUAGUAAUGAUGAAAGAUAUCAAACACAUUCAGAUGUUCAGACAGUUGUAAUACUUGACACUGAAACUGAUGAUGAUCUUGUAGAAGAAGGUUUAGCUCGGGAAGUUGUUAAUAGAAUACAAAAAUUAAGGAAAGAAGCAAAACUUGUUUCAACAGAAACAGCUAAAGUUUAUUGUCAAGUACUAGACAAAGAUAGUCAGUUGUAUCAAGUUUUAACAAAACAUAAAGAAACUAUUGAAAGUGCUACAAACACACCAUUAAUGAUUGCUGAUGAUCUUCCAUCAGGAUUAAAUAUUAAAGCCACAAAUUCGAGUCAAAUAAAAGGAGUUACUAUAACUGUAACAUUGGUUUAA
Molecule: messenger RNA, 3195 nt
Organism: Strongyloides ratti
Lineage: Eukaryota; Metazoa; Nematoda; Chromadorea; Rhabditida; Strongyloididae
Product: Isoleucine--tRNA ligase, cytoplasmic
Exons: 2
Coding region: 1-3195 (1064 amino acids)
Biological process (GO): isoleucyl-tRNA aminoacylation
Molecular function (GO): aminoacyl-tRNA deacylase activity; tRNA binding; isoleucine-tRNA ligase activity
Source: RefSeq, a predicted model, not a curated record